UGAAGACUGUCUGAGCUGUUAAGAUGUAUAUGUUUUGUGCAGAGGCAAAUGUGAUAUCAAAAUGCAGAACGUUUCUUACUCGCGCGGUCGGUGAUUUGGGAAGAAAGGGAUAAGUAAGAGUGGUAUUUCCUUUUUCCCCCCUUUCUCUCUUUUUCUUUUUUGCAUGUUCAAGUCCCAUUCCCUGGUCAAGUUCAGUGCGCUGUUCUCCGGCCCGGACCGACGCUUCUUAUUGGUAGGUUGCGACAGUUACAUCACGCCGCUCAUGACGCGCACGUCUUCCUGUUUCCUUCAGCCGCGUCUUAAAGUGAAUCUUAGUGGCGGAGGAGCGCUCCAGCAUCCAGGCUCUGCAUCCAGUGCGCCUCGGAGACGCACACACACACAUACACACACGCUCGCUCGCUCUCUCUCUCUUUCUCACUCUCUCUCUCUCUUGGUCACAGCAGAGGAUAGAGGGAGAGACCGACGCGCAAGAGCUCUUUUAUAUCUUCUAUAUUUUUUUUCCCCCAAUUUUGUUCCUUUCACGCUCGUCACUCACUUAUUCCUGCUCUUCCUUCUCUGAGAAAUUAUUAUAUUCCAGCAUCCAGCAAUCCACCGUGCUCUCCGUAUUCUCUCUUUUUUUUUGCCGUAGGAGUUCAGGUUUUCCCCCUCUUCAUCUAAAGGGUGCUCAGAAGCUUUGAUCCUGGAGGAUUGGCUCUGUGGGAUAUGGCCCAAUAGCAGCAGCCCGUGAUGCCGGACCAUGACAGCGACUCCCUCCUGAGCAGACAGACCAAGCGAAGACGUGUGGACAUUGGUGUCAAGAGGACCGUGGGCAGCACAACCGCUUCCGCAGCAGCAGCAACAGCAACCACUGAUAAUAUCACCCGCGCCAAAGCAGCCAUUUUCGGUGCCAUGAACUCUCUGAGCUCUCACUCCCACCACGGAUCAGACACCGACUCCAUGGAGUGCUCUGUGGUGCAGCCACAUGGUGGGCCCGGAGUGGUAUCGGCCAGCGAUAGUGAGUCCAAGUCCAAUGUUCUCCGAAAGCUUUUGAAGAGGGCCAAUUCGUAUGAGGACACCAUGAUGCCCUUCCCAGGCGCUACCAUCAUUUCCCAGCUCCUCAAAAAUAACAUGGCUAAAAAUGGAGGAGGAGCAGAGAGAGGAGACAGAGUGGAAAGGGGGGAACGAGGGGAUGGGGGCUUCCCCAGCUCAGGGCUCUCCAGUGCGGGUUCAGAGGCUCCCCAGGAGGAUGUCUGCAGUAAUUCCUCCCAGGACAGCAGCCCCCAGGAGUGCCUCUCACCGUUUGGCCGUCCUCCUGGCCUUGGCGCCUUUGACAUGGAGCGCCUCAAUGACGAACAUCUUCGGGCCAAGCGGGCCCGCGUAGAAAACAUUAUCCGUGGUAUGAGCCACUCACCCAGUGUGGUGGUACCUGCUGCUUCCCGUCACUCCGGGGAGCGCGAUCGUGAGAUGGACGGGGAGCGGGAGAUGGAGCUGGACUGCCCACCUCCGCAGUCCCAGCAGCAGGCCCCCAGCAGCCCACGGGGAGGCGAGGUGUGCAGCAGCAGCAGUAGCAGCCGGGAGAACAAACGUAAGCAGCGUCUGCCCCAGCAGCAGCAGCAAAGCUUCACCCAGCUGGUGUGCCAGAGGAAGGAGCAGAAGCAGGAAGAGCGGAGGCAACUGAAGCUGCAGCUGGAGGACAUGCAGAAGCAGCUCCGCCAGUUGCAGGAGAAGUUCUUUCAGAUCUAUGACUCGACCGACGACUCAGAGCACAAUGACCUCCACAAUGACCUAGGCAACAUGUCCGAGGACAGUCCGGCCAGGUCCGACACAGGCGGUGACGACAGGGGCGGAGACGACAUGCGUUCUGACAAUGAAAUGUCCGACUUGGAUCCAGGCCACUUCCUGGACCGGGCGCGGGCGUUGCUUCAGGAGCAGGCCCUGCUGGCUGAGGGAGACAAGCCCGGGAGAGAAGGUCUGAACCGGGCGAAAGGCCAAGGAGGCCCUGGCUCCUCCAUGCAUGCAGAGGGUAAACAGCUAGCGGAGACGCUGAAGCAGGAGCUCAACUCAGCCAUGACCCAGGUGGUGGACACAGUGGUCAAGGUGUUUGCCAAGCCUCCACGCCCCACGCCCCAGCAGGCCUUCCCCCCACUCCCUAUACCCCCUGAAAGGUUCGCCGCCGCCGCCGCCAAUGGAGAACACCCCAACUUCCACACUGCCAACCAGAGGCUGCAGUGUUUUGGUGAUGUCAUCAUUCCCAACCCGCUAGACUCCUUUGCUGGCAUGCCAGGAAUGCCAGGCGCCGCCAAUGACCAAACCGAGGCGCUGCCCCUAGUGGUGAGGAAGACCCCCAGCGAGCAUCACCACCAGUCUUCAGCUGUUGGCACCCAUGGCGGACACCACCACCCCUCUCUCCACCCCUCCUCCCUCUCUGCUUCCAUGGGCUUCAGCCCCCCAUCCUUCAGACACCCGUUCCCCUUGCCUCUCAUGGGUUACCCUUUCCAGAGUCCUUUGGGUGCUCCCACAGGUGGCUACCCAGGCAAGGAGCGCUCCUCCCCUGACUCCAUGGACCUGUCCCGGGAGACGACCAGCCUGAGAACCAAGAUGGCGUCCGGUCACCACCUGGGACACCACCAUCGUUCUUGUUCACCAGCCCACCCUGGCAGCACGGCGGAGGGACUCUCCCUGUCCCUCAUUAAGUCUGAGUGCGGCGACCUCCAGGACAUGGCCGACAUCUCACCCUACUCAGGCAGCAAUAUCCAGGAGGGUCUUUCUCCCAAUCAUUUGAAGAAGGCCAAGCUCAUGUUCUUCUACGCCCGCUACCCAAGCUCUAAUAUGCUCAAGAUGUUCUUCUCUGAUGUCAAGUUCAACCGCUGCAUCACCUCCCAGCUGAUCAAGUGGUUCAGCAACUUCCGGGAGUUCUACUACAUCCAGAUGGAGAAGUUCGCCCGGCAGGCCAUCAACGACGGCGUCACCGGGGCCGACGAGAUGAGCGUCAGCCGCGACUGCGAGCUCUUCCGCGCCCUCAACAUGCACUACAACAAGGCCAACGACUUCGAGGUCCCUGAUCGCUUCCUGGAGGUGGCUCAGAUCACGCUGCGGGAGUUCUUCAACGCCAUCGUCGCCGGCAAAGACGUGGACCCGUCCUGGAAGAAGGCCAUCUACAAGGUCAUCUGCAAGCUGGACAGCGAGGUCCCCGAGAUCUUCAAGUCCCCCAACUGUCUCCAAGAGCUUCUACACGAGUAACCCCGCCCCCCAACCCCCGACCCCCCCGACCCCCACCCCACCACCUCACUUCCUCCUCUUUGCUUGACGCUUUGUGCUUUUUUUCUCUCAUUUCCUAGAAUUUCACAACGAUAUUCUCUCUUUC
Messenger RNA from Myripristis murdjan (pinecone soldierfish), 3343 nucleotides. Its product is annotated as prospero homeobox protein 1. The coding region runs from base 727 to 3219 and encodes 830 amino acids. Gene Ontology annotation, cellular component: nucleus. Gene Ontology annotation, biological process: regulation of transcription by RNA polymerase II. The record is from RefSeq and is a predicted model, not a curated record. Gene Ontology annotation, molecular function: DNA-binding transcription factor activity, RNA polymerase II-specific; RNA polymerase II cis-regulatory region sequence-specific DNA binding. Lineage: Eukaryota; Metazoa; Chordata; Actinopteri; Holocentriformes; Holocentridae. The transcript is spliced from 5 exons.